This is a messenger RNA of Xyrauchen texanus (razorback sucker), 3777 nucleotides long. It is a transcript of the gene ccdc150, whose product is annotated as coiled-coil domain containing 150. The transcript has 24 exons. Lineage: Eukaryota; Metazoa; Chordata; Actinopteri; Cypriniformes; Catostomidae. Bases 1 to 2904 code for a protein of 967 amino acids. The record is from RefSeq and is a predicted model, not a curated record.
AUGUCCAGGCCAGUGAUAUGUCCUGUGAGUGUGGGGGCUACGGCCCCCGAGUCUCUCUCCGUGUUACAGCGGCGUCUCCAGACAGCUGAGGAGCAGACAGAGGAGUUAUUGAGGGGUCUGGGCUCUUUAGGACUGUCUGCAGACCAGCUGCUCAUGAACUCAUCAGACGGAAACACCUCCAAGCGUCCAGUCAGUCCAGUGAACAUUUAUCGGGCCCUGGGUGCCAGUGGAGAGAGGUUGUUGUGGAGACAGUGUGAGACUCUCGUUGCACGAAUGUGCCGAUUGGAGAGUCUUUUGCACACUCUUAAACUCACAACCUUCCGACUGGAGACAGACAGAGAACUCAAUCCAUCCCACACGGCACAUCUACAGGAGAAGUUAUCCACCCUUCAGGGGCAGUAUGAAGAUGAGCAGCGCUCCUCACGACGGGAUGUGCUGCAUUUGAAGGAUCAGCUGCAGCAGUCAUGUGAAGAGAAGGAGGAGGCGCAGAGGGAGGUGGUCAGACUCAGGGAGGCGCUGGAUAGCUCCAGAUCUGCUAAGAAGAGAGAGCAGAUGUCGCAAGAGACCAUAGAGCUGUCCCACAAUGCACUGCUGCUUAGAGUGGAGGAGAUGGAGCGAGUGGUAGAGAGAGAGAGAGCACAGGUGGAGGUUCUUCAAGCAGACUGCCAUGCUCUGCGAGCUGAUGGACAGGCAAAGAGGGUGGAGCUUAGAAAGAGGGAGGGGCAAAUUCUGGGCCUGGAGAGAGAUUGUCAGCAGCUCAGAGAGCAUUCGAGUGUGAAAGACACUCUUAUAUCACAGCUGACCAAAGAGAUAAAGAGUGUGAAAAUGGCUCUGCAGAAACAGCAGCAGGAGAACAGCAGACUCAUUAAGGAUGGAAAAGACCUCAGAGCAGCUGCAGAUCAAGUGCAGGUGUUGAAUGAUAAGUUAGAGGUUCAGUGUUCAGAGUUGAGCACUUCACUUCACUCGUUAACACUCGAAAACACUCGACUGCAGACAGAGUACCAGAACAAUAUUAAGGUGGAACACCUUCAGGGGCAGAAUAUGCUUUUGGACACAGCCAGGAGGAACAUUCAGGCUGAACUACAGGGCACAAUAUCAGACAAACUCAUCCUACAGAGAGAACUUGAGUCCUUGAAGGCGGAGCAUGCCAAACUGCAGCAGAGUUCCGCUGUUGCCCAGGAGACAGCAGUCAUUCAUCAGCAGAUGUUGGAACAAACCACUGAAAGCCUGCAGGGGGAGCUCACCUGUGUCGUAAGAGAGAAAGAGACCAUGAGGAAAGAGAGGGAUCAGAUAAAGAGUGAAAUGAGCUCAGCCAUGAUUUUGCUGGAAAAAGAGAAGAACGUUCUAGAAACACAGUUUUCAGAGAUGCAGGUGGAGUUGACCACAUUGAACUCAAUGCUGCAGAAACAGCAGGAGGAGAACAAGGAGCUGAUGAAGAGUCUGACAGCCAUGGAGCAUCAGCAGGUAACACAUCGUCAUGUAGAACAGAUGCUCUGGGAGUUGACAGACAGCAAGAACAUACUGGCCUACGAGAAGGGCAAGUUGCAGGCACGAGUGCAGCAGAUGGGAGAUGACCUAAAGACAUUAAAAGCAGAAUGUACUCAUCACUGUCAGACAAAUACUGCACUGCAGAACACUUACACACAGACACAAAGGGAGAACCAUACACUCAAAGAGCAGCUCAACACACUACAGCAACAAUACAGAUACACGAAUGAAGUAACGCAGACACUGGAGAAUGUCCUGGCAUCCCAUACUCGUCUACAACAGAACACUCAAACACUGCAUGCAGAACUGGGAGAAAAAGCACUGGAGCUACAUACACUCAAGGGAGAGAGACUGCAGGCUAUGAAAGAGAAUCAGCGGCUUAAAACUGAAGUGGAAAGUCUACACAUGUUGACACAAACAAUGAACAAUGAGAAGGUUGAAUCUUUGCAAAAAGCCCUCGAUGAAUCUCAACUCAACAACAAGAAACUUGCCCAGAGUUUACAGCAGGCCUUACACGGAAACCACUCAGGACAAGAGAAACUAAAGACACUCAGCGAGAGGGAGGCGGAGCUUAUAGAAGCUAGGGAGGAAAUUCAUAGAUUGAAAGACAAUGUGGAUUCCCUCAAGAAUCUACUCAAAAUAGAAAAAGACUCCGGGAGGAAGUCAACACAGCGGCUGAAGAAGGCACUAAAUGUUGCAUCCGUGAAGUCAGGUGACCUUUCAAAAGCCAAUCAGGAGCUUGAAGAAAAGGUGUCUGAGCUAGAGAACCAGGUGUCCAAUCAGAAAGCUCAGCUGAAGCAGUAUUUGGACAACAGAGCAGCUCUGAACAACUCACUGAGAAUCAAGGAUUUGGAAGCAGAAAUCGAAAGUCUUGAAGAAGCAAAGGAUGAAUAUAAGAGGAGAAGUUAUGAACAGUCUCAGUGUUUGCUGCAGCUGAAUUCUGAGAUGGCUUCUCUCCAGACUGAGCUGCAGUGUCUGGCCUCCACCCAGCAGGGGGAGCUACAGGGCGAGCGAGAUCUCAACCGCACGCUGCAGGAGAAAUGUCGGCAUCUAGAGGAGAGUUUGAAACAGCUCCAGGACGAGAGAGAUGAGACAGAAGUGAGACUGAGGGAGGUCUGUCUAGAGUCACAGCAGAUCACAAAGAUCAUGGACGAGGACCACAAAGAUCUGUGCUCUAUAUCGGAGAGCUUUAAUAAUGAGGUCGAGCUACAGAAACACACCGAGAGCUCAUGGAGGACAGGAGGAGAUUGCACACUGUCUACUCUGGCUCAGGAUAGAGGCAAGCCUCACGUUUACUUUUUUGACCCUGAACUGGAGCCAUGGGCCUCCACACUACAGCGCUGGGAGACCAAGAAAGAGCUGGCACGUAUAGCUGCUGGUUACAAACCCACGAGGCGCGUACACACACUGACAUAGUGCUGUCUAAUUACACACACCAGCUCAUUUGUAUCACUACGAAGUGCCUUAAGAACAUAUACAGUAGAUCAUGGAGAAGUACCUCAGUGUGUAAUCUACAUGAAUAGAAAUAUCUUGAUAUGUUAGUAUGCAGUAAAAUUGGGGAAAUAUCAAGAAUAUAUGCAAUCAAAUUCCAAGCAUUUUUGUUGCUUUUGUAAUUACUUGAAACUAAAAAGUGCACUUUUGAACGCACCCCCUAAUUACCACAAAUUAGGGACAUGUUCUUUCCCCAUGUCACAACCCACAUUAAGUUUCAGUUGCAGUAAAACAAAUACAAGCCUCCAUCCUGCAUACUACUAUUCUCAUACUAGUUGAAAUCCUAGGAAGUGCAAACUUAGCUCCAAGGCAUGUUAAUGCUGAAUUGUGUUGUUUUUCUGUUCAAAUAUUUUCUCCUAUCUCCACUAAAUAUGCAGAGACAACUAUAAGUAACCCAUUCAAAUGUUAAUUUUCUCAAAAACUGUAACCACUGUGCCUCUGCUGCAAAAAUGUGGUUUGAGUGGCCCAUCCAGCCCAAUACAACAACAACAACAACAUUGACUCAGCCAAUGGCAUACGUUGGGGGUGGGACUAUCUGUUUGUUUAAUUAACAGGACAUGGUGGGCGUAGUCGGAAGGCUGUUUGAAAAUCAUGUUUAUUUUUGCAGUUCUGUUCGGUGGUGCUAGCAGAGCAACACACUGCAGCUUUAAGUCUUGCUAAAAGAAACGGGCAACCACUAGGACAGGAGUGGGGAUCCUUUUCCCUAUUAAGGGUCAUUUGAGUAUCUACAAAAUUAUUUGCGGGCUUACAAUUUCUAAUAGUGGGUUCAAAGUAACGUACACAUUCAGUGCUCACGCA